AUGAGUGAUUUUAAAAAAGGGAAGCGACAUUUUAUUACUAGUUGUGGAGGAGGACAAAACGUACAUGAAAACAGCCCGAAUAUGAUUCAAAAAGAUUACAAAAUGACAACGUUGCCAUCGACGAUGACGUCAAACAACGACACUAUGAGUCAUCAGCAGCAAAAAAUGGCAACGCAAGAAGGUGGCACUCCGCUUUUACUAUUGAAUUUACCACAAGAAAUAUUUCAAGAAGUACAAAAAAUAGCACAAGCGGGUACACCAGGAGUCACGACCACGAGAAUAAUCGAUCCCGAUUCGAAAGAUCAACAAAUAAUAAAUUUAUAUCGUGAAAUUGAAACGGAAGCUGGAUUCGUUUGUAAAAAAUGCAGGAUGGCUUAUCAAACGGAAAUAGGUUUGCUCACUCAUCAGAGGAACAUAUGCUAUCCCGGUAAGCUUUCUGAAUCUAGAGGAUCUGUACGUUUGGUAACGAUCCUCUACGAAUGUAAAUUAUGUUCUCCAUCUUUUGUUUGUCCUACCGCGAAUGAUUUUAAACGACACUGCGAAACGGAAGUACACGUGUGCAAAGUUAAUCAACAACAACAACAACAGCAGCAAAGAUUAUUAAAACCGGGUUUUCCCAAUCAAAUCCCUCCCUCCUCACCAUCAUCGGGUUUGACACACGAAAUGGAAAAUGUCGUCAAUCAAAUAACCGCGUUAGCAGCUCAAGCAGCGCAAGAAAGUUCGCCCCCCACACAAUCCGGACAAGAUUCAAAUGCUAAUUUUACGAUGAAAAAUUCUAAAGAAUUUUGCCAACCUAAAACGAAUAAAAUUAAUUUAAUUAACACACACGUACCCAUACAUUCGUCGGGUCAUUAG
Molecule: messenger RNA, 855 nt
Organism: Pediculus humanus corporis (human body louse)
Lineage: Eukaryota; Metazoa; Arthropoda; Insecta; Psocodea; Pediculidae
Exons: 2
Coding region: 1-855 (284 amino acids)
Biological process (GO): regulation of transcription by RNA polymerase II
Cellular component (GO): nucleus
Molecular function (GO): RNA polymerase II cis-regulatory region sequence-specific DNA binding; DNA-binding transcription factor activity, RNA polymerase II-specific
Source: RefSeq, a predicted model, not a curated record